Molecule: messenger RNA, 978 nt
Organism: Nerophis lumbriciformis (worm pipefish)
Lineage: Eukaryota; Metazoa; Chordata; Actinopteri; Syngnathiformes; Syngnathidae
Source: RefSeq, a predicted model, not a curated record
AUGGCUGGCCGCACGGUCUUCUUGCUGAGCUCGCCGCAGGUGCUGCGCAGCCAACCGACGGUGGUCGAGUUGCUGCAACCACUGGCCGCCCGGUGGGUGGUCUUAGAGGUGCCGGACGGUGAGUCCGCCAAGCAGCUUGAGCAGGCCGAGCGGCUGUGGCACGAGAUGCUCGAGGUCGGCAAGCGUGACAGUCGAAUGGUGUGUCUCGGCGGUGGCAGUGUCGGCGAUCUCGGUGGCUACGUCGCCGGCUGCUUCUUGCGCGGGAUCGAGUUCGUUCAGUUGCCGACCACUUUGUUGGCUCAGGUCGAUGCGUCGAUCGGCGGCAAGACUGGGGUCGACCUACCCGCGGGCAAGAACACCGUCGGGCUGUUCCAUCAUCCGGCCUAUGUCGUUGCCGACACCGGCUGGCUCGGCAGCCUCGAUCAAGCCGAGCUGCGGGCCGGCCUGGCCGAAGUGAUCAAGAUGGCUUUCGUGCUCGACCCAUCGCUGCUGACCCAGGUCGAAGAACAGCUCGAGAGCUUGCUGGCCGGCGACCCGGAAAAGCUGGCGCCGGUGGUGGCCGGUGCGGUGGCGGCCAAAUGCGGAGUGGUGCAAAGCGAUCCAGCCGAGGGCGAUCGGCGCCGGCUGCUGAAUUUCGGCCAUACCCUGGCCCAUGCCAUCGAGGCCGCUUGCGACUACCGUGGCAUGCGGCACGGCGAUGCGGUGUCUUGGGGCAUGUUGUUCGCCCUCCGGCUGGCCGAGCGCCGCGGCCUAGCAGCCGCCGAUGCCGGGCGCCUGCGCACCCUGAUCGGCCGGCUCGGCUUGCCGCCGUUGCCGAAGCUCGAUCCGCCACGGCUGGUAGAGCUCAUGGGGCGGGACAAAAAGGCAACCGAGGCCGGCCUGGCGUGGGUGCUGCCGGUUCGGGUCGGUGCAGGGCGGAUGGUGGCAGAUGUGCCGGCGGCUGAAGUCGAGGCCGAGCUGCGGGCCUUCCUCGGCUGA